UUAUGACCGCCGCCCGGAACAUGGUCUCGUCGCCGGCAGCUUCCUCGAAGAAGACCGCCAAGCACGGAAGCAUCUUCCGGCACGGAUCAAGCGGUGACAUGGACCAAGCAUAUCUGGUGCAGCCUCCGCCGUCCUAUGCGGCAUCUGUCGGUCUCCUAGAGCGGAUGUGGUCCUGGCCCAGCUACAUCGGGAAGAGUGUGCCGGGCGGCCCCACCGUGCAGGCCGCUGUAACCGGGGCGGCGGUCGGACUUAGCUCGCUGGUUGGCGGCCCGGUGGCGGCCACUUCCAUGGUCGGGCCGGCUGGAAGAUGGGCUGGGCAAUUUGCGGUGAAUGCCGCCCGCCCCACCGUCGCCUUUGACGAACAGGCGACUCUGGCGGCGUGGCGCGCCUCAAAAGUGGUGGUCAGCGACCAGCUGGAACUUGCGCGCGAGCGCACGAAGCAGAUGGGUGCAGAGGCCCAGGCCCGCAUUGAAGAGGCUCGUGCUCGAAUCGCCGAAGAAACGACAAAGCAGGCCGACUUGGCGCUGCAGCGGCUCCGCCUAGAAAUGGAGCGCACGAAGCAGAUGGAGAGGUACGCAUUGAAGAGGCUCGUGCUGGAAUCGCCGAAGAAUCGACGAAGCAGCUCCGCCUAGAAAUGGAGCGGGAGUCCCGUCGCCACAUUUAAACCCUUAUGUAAUCCAUACGUAAUACACUUAAAAACACAACACAAAGAAUAGAUUCCCUCUCCUCUCUUUCACAAAA
Messenger RNA from Fimicolochytrium jonesii, 741 nucleotides. RefSeq lists its product as uncharacterized. The annotation marks the transcript as partial. NCBI's taxonomy places the organism in Eukaryota, Fungi, Chytridiomycota, Chytridiomycetes, Spizellomycetales, Powellomycetaceae. The transcript has 3 exons. The record is from RefSeq and is a predicted model, not a curated record.